AUGUUGAAAACUUCCCAAUCAGUCGUUUCGGCUGCGGACCAUACUGCAGUGACGACCAACUCGGUACCUUGCCGUAUUAACAUGCUUCCCAAAAUCCAUCGGAUUCCAAGGAACAAGAGCAGCAAGAAGAGUACUCUUGAUUGGAAAAAUCCAAAAAAGACAAAGAAAAAGGCAACCAUGACCACUCCUGUGAAGAAGGCUGCACCCCCAACCAUCCGGAUGGCCAGUACGCCUACCACGGUGGCAUCUUCUCCCGCUGCAAGCGCUGCCAAGUCUGCUUCUCCAGCCGCAAGUGUGGCCAAGGAGGAGGAGGAACAAGAACUCCCUAAACCCAAGAAACAGCCCUCCAUCACCCUUCUUCCAAAGGUUCACAAGCGAGUGCGACCAGCCCCUGCUCCCACUUGCAUCUUGAAUGACCUUCCUCUGCAAGAGAUUUCCUUUGUUCAUUCCGAUCAAGAUGAAUCAUCCGAAAUUGCCAAGACUCUCAUGUUUGGAGAAGACGAAGGCUUUGAGGACAUCCUGAACAAAAGCAUCAAUCGCGAUGAAUUGUAUGAUCUACAUCAAACCGAGUCGCCCCAAAAGUAUGUCAACUCGAGUAUGGAAACGGAGCUUCGACGAAACCGAGAAGAGAAGCUCAACACUUCCUUUCCUCAGACUGAAGCUGUCUUUGAUGCUUCGGUUCCAAUCGAUACUGAUAAUCGAGCCUCCAACGAUCUCUCUUUCGAGACUACCAGCUCCAUGGCCGUGAAUGAACGAAUGCACCUAGACGAGUCUCCCAUUCGUCCUAGACGCCAAGUGGUUGGAGAAGAAACCAUCAUGGACACAUCCAGAGAAGUGGAAAUGGUCCGCAAUUCUUUUUUUGAUAAUGAAGAAAUGGUUGCGGAACUCAAUAAUAAUGAGACAAAAGAAGAGAUCCCCAAGGAGAUCACUGCACUUACUCUUUCUAAUGCAGUCGUGGAUGAUAACGAUUUCAUGUCUCCCUUGCAACGCUUGCGUUCCCAACGAAGCAUGAACAGCAGCAGCAAUUUGGAAUGGAACGCAGAGCAAGAGACCCGCACGAAAGCCAAUCAACAGGAUGUGGCCUUGGCCAAGCAAAAGAAAAAGGAAGCCAAAUGCAAGGUGAAUAUUGCCAAACACAUGGCCGCCGAGCGACAGCAGCAAGAAGCUGCUGCGAUUGCCAAAGAGGAAGAAGCGAUGCUCCAAGAAAUGAUUGUCCAAGCCAAGAAGCAAGACGAGGCCGAGAAAAGGGCCAGACAUUCUGUCAAGACUAUGCAAAAGAAGAAUCAAACGAAAAAGCCAGCAGUGAAAUUUGGACAGAAGCAAGUGGUGACAUUGCCUCCGGUGACAUUGCCUCCAGCUUCCACCACCGACAAGCCCACAGCUCCACUGUCAUCUUCCCCACAGACUCUUACUACUACUGGAUCCGCCUUUGUACCCGAAUGGACCAAAAAGUCUUUGCGCAAGACUAGUCCAUCAAUUUCCCCAACGGAAUCGGCCAAGUCUACGGUUUCAACAUCAUCAUCAUCAUCAUCUUCCAAGAAGGUUCCCGAAUGGGCCAACAAGCAACUUCGCAAGUCUACCAUUACGACUAGGCGAACUUCUGUUCAAAGCAGUUCGGCCGGAUCUGUCAGUGACGAACUAUCGUCCUGGAUGGGCAAGCGCCGUCUCGCUUCCGAAGGUGAGACGAGUCUUUUGAAGUAA
Messenger RNA from Cylindrotheca closterium, 1701 nucleotides. The record is from the annotation of a GenBank genome assembly. Lineage: Eukaryota; Bacillariophyta; Bacillariophyceae; Bacillariales; Bacillariaceae.